CUGCUCUCGACAAUGAUCUCAAUGGCAUGAUACAGCGGAACAGGAGCUCUCAGAGUCAAGUAUAAGAUCACCCAAACAUCCCUAGCAUCAGUAUCGGUGUCCCAACCCCAAUAUAAAUACCCGAAACAAUAUACACACUACCACCAUAAUGCUCGGCAAAAUCGUCCUCGAAGAAGCCUACGAACGCCCCGGGAUGCAACAAAAGUCCCAACACGAAGCAUCCCUCUAUAUAGCCCCUGGUGACCGCGACCGCUACAUGCGCCAAAUCAACGACAUCCACGACGAACGCCUCCGUCUUUCCAACGAGCACGGCAUUGGCUACACAGUCGUCUCUCUAACCGUUCCUGGAAUCCAGGGCAUAACCAACAAAGCAGAGGCCGAGAAGACAGCUACAGAAACUAAUAACUGGGUGGCAGGGCAGAUUAAGGACCAUCGUGACCGUUUGGGUGCGUUUGCCUGUCUAUCAAUGCAUGACCCCGUGCAGGCGGGAGUGGAAUUGCGCCGGUGUGUGAACGAGCUAGGAUUCCAUGGGGCAUUGCUCUGCGACUUUCAGCAUGCCGGUCCCAAUGGCGAGACAUACCUCUUCUACGAUCAACCACAAUACGACGCUUUUUGGAAAGUACUCAUAGACCUCGACGUCCCACUGUACAUCCACCCCGCCGCCCCCGCAGACGUCAUCUACGAGAAACUCUACCGCGAGCGUUCAUACCUAAUCGGCCCACCACUCUCCUUCGCCAACGGCGUUAACUUACACACCCUCGGCCUAAUCACAAACGGCGUCUUCGACCGCUUUCCCACAGCAAAGGUCAUCAUCGGCCAUGAUGGCGAGCAUAUUCCCUUUGACUUCUGGCGGAUAAACCACUGGUUCAAGGAUGUUAAAAAACCCAUUGCGCAGCAGGCCGGGGAUGUCAUGUGUAAGAAGAGUAUCUAUGACUAUUUCAAGGAAAAUAUCUGGAUUACGACGAGUGGGCAUUUCUCGACAAGGACGCUGAAGUAUGUUGUUGAUGAGAUUGGGGCGGAUCGGGUGCUGUUUAGUGUUGAUUAUCCAUAUGAAAAGAUUGAGGAUGGGUGUGGGUGGUGGGACAAUGAGGCGAAGGUGAUUCGGGAGGCUGUGGGGGGUGUUGAUGCGUAUAGGCGGAUUGGGAGGGAUAAUGCGAAAAGGUUAUUGAAGUUGGGGGAGUUUCAUGAUUCGGAUGCUCCGGCAGCUUGAAUUACUUGUAAAUGCUUUGUGAUAUAGUAAAUAGUGACAAUAUAUCUUGUGGAAG
Molecule: messenger RNA, 1265 nt
Organism: Aspergillus ruber CBS 135680
Lineage: Eukaryota; Fungi; Ascomycota; Eurotiomycetes; Eurotiales; Aspergillaceae
Product: amidohydrolase family protein
Exons: 1
Coding region: 149-1210 (353 amino acids)
Biological process (GO): secondary metabolic process
Cellular component (GO): cytosol; cytoplasm
Molecular function (GO): hydrolase activity; carboxy-lyase activity
Source: RefSeq, a predicted model, not a curated record